AAUGGGUGUGAACUUCUCUUGAUUUACGUCCCUUGUUGUAGCAAUCUGCUGUAUCUGUGUGUAAUAUUCUGAUUGCGUGGAUUAUGUUCUUACAAGAUGGAUGUAUACGUUCACUACUUUAGCGACCAAGUUCUGAUCGCUCAUUGAUUCGUUUUUGAGUAUCGGUGAUAGUUUUUAAUUUUUCACUUAUGGGCUAUAUAUAGAAUGUGGGGCACGCUAAGUUGACAUGAAUCGGAUUCUUCGUGUCGUCACCAUGUCGAACUUGCCGCGUCUGAUGGCCUUUCAGAUUCUCGUCAUUCUGUGCAUCGCGGCGUACCUUUACAAGAGGGUGACGCCCAGCGUCGCCCUGACGUCAUAUUAUGUGAACGGAAGUCGAGGCGCGGUGGACCACGGGUUCUGGAAACGGUUUGGGAUCGAGUCUGAGUGUAGAAGGUUUAUAAGAGCCGAUGAGGGCGGGGUGGUGCUGGAUGACGUGCAAGCCUAUCGGUCAAACCUGCUCAUCACGCACAAGUUCACGGAGCAGGAACUCGAUACUCGGCCAUUUCAAUUAAACAUAAACAAAUCUGACGUCAUCGUGGUUGUGCACAUUCAGAAAACGGGGGGAACAGCUUUCGAGAACCAUCUGGUGUUGGACACGAUCGUCGACCCGCCGUGUAACUGUACCACCAUGCCGGGUCAGAUGAAAAGGCUACUGUGUACCUGUGUCAACGACAAAGGUCAGGACUGGAUGUUCAACCGGCACACAACCGGCUGGACGUGUGGGGUUCACUCCGAUCUGACGGAGACCGGCGCGUGUGUGGACCUCUGGUUCGGUAGCCAGGUCAGAGAGAACAGGACACGGAGAUACCAUUACGUCACCAUGUUACGUGACCCUGUGACCCGAUUCAUCAGUGAGUGGCUGCACGUGCGUAGGGGCGCCACCUGGAAGGAGGCUCGACUCAGCUGUAAUGGGAGAGAUGCCACCCUCAAGGAAGUUCCGUUUUGUUUCAAGUAUGGCACCUGGGUCAACGUGUCUUUGUCGGAAUUCAUGAACUGUUCGAGUAACAUGGCGUUUAACCGAAUGACCCGGAUGUUGUCCAACUUGAGUUUGGUCGACUGCUACAGACUGGAUUCUAAAUUGUCGCAAGAAGAGAGAAAUGAGAUUAUGUUGCAGAGCGCCAAGGAUAAUUUGACAAAAUUCUUCAAAUUUUUUGGAUUGGUCGAAUACCAAGAGGAGGGACAACUCUUGCUAGAGAAAACCAUUUUGGGGUUGAAGUUCAAAAACCAGAUCACAAGCAAGAAAUCGUCAAUAGCUACUAACUACGCUAUGCUUUCUGAGCACCAUUGGAGCACCAUUGUACAAAAAAAUCUGUUAGAUGUGCGGUUGUAUCAGUUCGCUAAAGAUCUUUUUUUACAGAGAUUAAAAAAGUAUGAUAUUAAAAUAAACCCUCGUCAAAACGAGGCUUUGCGAGUAGAGCGAGGUUUUACUUAUACAACAAUAGGUGCAUGAAUGAUAAUUGUUACUAAAAUUAAAUUUGAGGUUCAUUUAUAAGAAUAUGAUUGAUAGAUGAAUGCAAAAGUAAGUGAAUAUGAUUUAAUUAAAAUGGAUA
Messenger RNA from Physella acuta, 1589 nucleotides. RefSeq names its product heparan-sulfate 6-O-sulfotransferase 3-B. NCBI's taxonomy places the organism in Eukaryota, Metazoa, Mollusca, Gastropoda, Physidae. Gene Ontology annotation, cellular component: membrane. Gene Ontology annotation, molecular function: heparan sulfate 6-sulfotransferase activity. The record is from RefSeq and is a predicted model, not a curated record.